UGUGUUGCAAGUGCCGUAAAACUCUUACUAAAACGAUUUUUUUUUAAAUCUCCCUCAGGCGUACGUGAAUUGCGCUAUGGGCAUGCACAAGAUCGGCCCGAUCCUCAUCUGUUUCGGCACGGUGAGCGCCGUGUCGUCCAUCACUAUCGGCUGUUUCUCCACACACAUCAAACGGUUCGCCUUCAUCGCCGCGGGCGCCACCUUUAACGUGGGUCUGCUCAUCGUGCUCUGGCUGUGGCGGCCGCAACAACAGGACGUGCCAAACUUCUACGUUGUGGCCGCCUGUCUGGGUCUGUGUGACGCCAUAUGGCAGACCCAGACUUAUACUCUAUUCGGCGUUCUCUUCAGCCACAAACCGGAAGCCGCGUUCUCCAGCUACCGGAUGUUCCACGCGUGCGGCUGCGCAAUGGCGUUCGGCUACAGCUACUUCCUGUGUGUGGAGACCAAGGUGUACAUCCUCGCCGGCAGUCUGAGCCUGGCCCUCACGAUGUACGGAGUCAUUGAGAUGAAGAUGCAACUACAAAGUCAGCAUAUAGGGGAUAUUGUGGCCUUGUGAGGGAGACGGGGG
This is a messenger RNA of Aplysia californica (California sea hare), 568 nucleotides long. RefSeq names its product protein unc-93 homolog A. The transcript is spliced from 2 exons. Bases 77 to 556 code for a protein of 159 amino acids. The record is from RefSeq and is a predicted model, not a curated record. Lineage: Eukaryota; Metazoa; Mollusca; Gastropoda; Aplysiida; Aplysiidae. Gene Ontology annotation, biological process: regulation of potassium ion transport; regulation of muscle contraction. Gene Ontology annotation, cellular component: striated muscle dense body; plasma membrane. Gene Ontology annotation, molecular function: potassium channel regulator activity.